AUGCGUUCCGACAAGCUUCUCGUGCUCGCCGGUCUGGCGAGCUAUGCUCUCGCUCUCCCCACGAAGGACUUGGACCCCCGUACCUUCGGCCUCGUCGCCGAGAUCCUCACUGACCUUGGUGAGGACCUGACCGGUUUCAUCGAGGCCCUCCUUGGCGGCGGUGUCAAGAGCUCCGCAAGCCUCCUCACUGGUAUCAGCGCUCAGGCAGCUGCUGUCCUUGAAGGUGGUGCCCUGGGUUGCACUGCUGGCAAGAUCGAGGCCUCCGCUCGUGCGGAGCUGGCUGCGUGGAUCCGGGCUCAUGCCAGCUUCGAUGCCUCCCUCAAGUCGUCUCUGUUGGCCUGGUGUGAGGGUGAGGACUCUGCCACCUUGUCCGUCGAUGUCCGUGCUGGUCUCGCUCUGUUCAUUCCCACCUGCGCCGAGGUCGCUGCCAAGGGCGACAUUUACGUGACUGUCGACGGUAUCUUCUCCGUUUCCGAACUCGAGGCCGCUGUUGUCCUCAGCUCUUCUUUCCAGUCUACUCUGUCUACUUUCCUGUCCGGAUCCGUUGGUGUCGAAUUGGAUGCCGACAUCAAGGCUGGUCUUUCCCUCUGUGCUGGUGGUGGUGUCGUCGCCGACCUUGCUUCGGACAUCGAGGCCUCCCUGAAGGUCUGGCUUUCCGGCUCUGAGUGCUCUCUGAGUGCCUCCCUCAAGGCUGCUGUCCUUGCUUGGUUGGAGGGCAAGGCUAGUGUGUCUGGCGUUGUUACCAUCGGCACUGUGCCCACUGCUGGUCUCACCACUGUCUCCGUCGGUGCCGCCAUUAACGCCCUUGUCGAAACCUCCGGUGCCCUCACCGCUAGCGCCCAGGCCUACCUCUCUGCCUUCCUCAAGUCCUCCCUCGCCGCCGACAUUGAGGCCGAUGUUAAGGUCGUUCUGGAGGCCUGUAUCUCGGGCAAGCUUGCCACUUCCGUCAGCGCCGAUGCCCGUGCUGCCCUGGCAGUCUGGCUCUCUGGCGAUAGCUGCCAGCUGGGCGUUGAGCUGAAGGCCGUUCUCUACUUCUGGCUUUCCUUUGCCCUGAGCGGCGACGUCACCGUCGACUUGUCCACCGACAUCAUUACCGAACUCGAGACUUUCAUCACCGGUACCAUCGACACUCUCAUCGGUGUCAACAUUAGCGGCGUGCUCUCCCUUCUGCUGUCUGGCGAGAGUCUGGCCUCCCUUUCCCUGGAGUCUCGUGCUGAGCUGUCUGCUGUCAUCGGUGGCUGCGCUGGUGUUGAUAUCAGCUCCUCCAUUGAGAUCAUCGUCAUUGAAUGGCUUACCGGCUGCAGCAUCCCCGGCGGUCCUUCCAUCGGCUCCGGCUCCGGCUCCAGCUCCGGAUCUUCGUUCUAA
Messenger RNA from Aspergillus niger, 1365 nucleotides. RefSeq lists its product as hypothetical. The transcript has a single exon. The record is from RefSeq and is a predicted model, not a curated record. Lineage: Eukaryota; Fungi; Ascomycota; Eurotiomycetes; Eurotiales; Aspergillaceae. The coding region runs from base 1 to 1365 and encodes 454 amino acids.